UAAUUGACCGAUUAUAGUUAAUCAACAAAAGUUGAAUGAAAUCUAUAGGAAGAGGCCUUGUUUCAAUGGAGUUGAUAAACUUUUUAGUCGAUCAAGAAAAGUCGGACCCAGUCAAACUUUAUCGUUCAAGUGAUAAUUCAAUUGAUCAACUAUAAUCGGCUAAUUAAACUCGAUUCGUGAAAACGCACCUUUAGUUCAGCAAUUACAAUCGAUUGUUAUUGUUAUCAACAACUGUUAUCAUAAAUAAAUUUGGUGUCAACAAACUUUGUAAGAUUUUCAAUAAACUUACGUGAUUCGUGCUCGUUUUUUUGUUACCAGAAAUAUUCACCAAGCUGUAAACACAUUUUUUACAUUAUGGAAUUAAAACAAAAGUCAGCUUGUUGGAGUUCGAUUUUUAUUCGAUUUAAAAAUCGUCUAUUCGUUUGAAAAUAUUUGACUCCCUGUGUGUAUUCCUACAAAAUGCACGCACUUCUCUGCUUUCUUUGGUUUAAUUCAGGGUUAAAUUGUAAUAUAAUAUGUGGGAUUCUUGAACCGUGAAUUUUAAUACUGUAAAACCGGUUAUUUCCUACACAGUACAAUACACUACAGUAUGGGAUAUGACGAAGAUAACGCCAAGUUCAGAUGAAGCUCUAUGUACCCAAUAAAUCUCUCAACUCGUCUGAACUGUAAAAUAGUUAAUUGAUUAACAUGUCUAUUUUGCCAGAAAAAGAAUCCCUGAAAUUUGAUGUGAACCUUUGCGGUGCUCCUGAAGAAAUUGUGCAUUUAGUGGAUAACAUAAAACAAGUUGGUGAACAGUUUUUAUAUCAUUGGAAAACAUUUCCAAUUGUCUUGCCACCAACAGCCAUCACAACUAAAUGUCAAACAAACGUAAACGACUCUUCGUAUGGAACUGCUAGACGCAGUGUUGCUUCAUAUCGUUCGAUCAAUUGCCGUGACUUAUUUAUACCGCCUUCAUUUGAUGAGUUAGAUGCAGUGGCUGUUAAUAGUAAAGGAGAAACAAAGCACUUAAAUAACAAGCAGUUAGAAUCACUUCGUGAACAAGGUCUGGACAAGGAUGUACACGGAAAACCAAAGAUGUUAAAUGCAAAACAAUUGGAUACUAUACGUAAAUUGGGUGAGUUUGAAGUAGCUAGUAUAAAUUUUGCUGGUCAAUCACACAAAUGGAGAUUAACCGAAUGGUUACAAAAAGGCACAGAGAGAAAUCGUGAAACGCUACUCGAUGAUUUAGCAUUAGCCUUAAGAUUUGUUUUGGUGACAGCUAAAGCGAGGCUAAGUUCGCAUUUCUUCAGCGUUACAGAAUCUUUCAAAGCUAUUUUCAAUGGUGUCAUCAAACUUAUAGAUGUCGUGUUUGGCGUACCUUCUCUUCAAGCUCAUAAUUUGCCAGAAAAAAUAAGAGAAGAACGUUGCCGAUAUCUUGUAGCUGAACUAAUGUGUCGUCCUGAACUAGAAGAUGCUUUGGAUCACAUAAUCAAUUUUGUUCAAAAACAAUUGCGCCGAGCAGCAACUGAAAAAUUUGAACCAUCAAAAGAAGCAAUGUGUCCCCAAAUUCCUAUUCCCUAUAAGUUUUUAACACCAAAACGUGAAGAAAUUGAUUUAAGUCUUUUCAAUCGGGACAUAAUGAAAAAGGCGUUACCAAUAUUGAUGGCUGUGUUAGAACGUGAAACACGUGGCUGGUUUUUACAUUUUCGAGAAAAACUUAUUUACGAACUAAAGACUCAAAAAUUAUCAGAUGAAGAAAUUGAAAAAUCAGUCAAUGAAGCUGUGAUGAAAGAAUAUUUGCAUCGUGUUUAUAAAAGUAUAAUUAAUAAUAAUGAACUACAAAAGCUGGGCGGUAAUAUUCCAAAACUUCUCAUUAAUCAGGCACAGAGUAUUGUUUUGAUGCAUAGAGCCGUUGAAAACGUACAACGAAAAAUUAUGAAGCAAAAAAAUACAUUGAGUCAACGAAUGCAGUAUACCUAUCCAGUUCUAUCACGUAUAGGACCAUGGAUGAGAGAUAAGCAAAGAAAAGCAGAGGAGAGAUUUAUUCAUGAAUGUCAGUGGAGUGCACAUGAAGAAGCUUUAAUGCUUUGCAAAGAAUAUAAUUUAGAUCAGGCAAUUUACUUUUUACAAAGAGAUUUGACUUUUAUGAGAGAGAGAGAACCCGUGUUGGUUAAAGAACUAAGAGCUGUAAAAAUACCAACUAGAACAUUUCAUUGGUUAACACAAAUUUGGCAUCCAACUAACUGGAUUGUUACUAGAUCAUUUCAGGGACAAUCCGAAGUCAUACCAACUGUUCUGAGUUUGACGGCUACAGCAAUUACAACACCUCGAUCUAAUCCUAAUCAAGCCGUGUUUUUGGUGGAAAAGGAAAUCACAAGAACUACAACAACUAGAUGGCCGUUCUGGAGAGUUAUCAAUUAUUUUUAUCGCACUUGGACAUGGACAUGGAACGCAAUGUUUUUUUUUGGCGUGGUUAUACCGUGGUGUAGUCCUGUUAGUGUGCGGUCUUUAUUUUGUUCCGAAGCAUUUUUUCCAGAUUUAGAGCUCUCCCAAAUCAAUGGUACGUUAUUUCCUAGAAAAUCAUCACUUACUCCAACACUUUUAUCAAGAUUAAAUUCUCUGUGGAGACAUAUAUCCAAAAGUCGUACCCAUUUUGAAACCAAACCUGAUACAGGAUUUAUUGGUAAAGGGAUGACUAGACAUAUGAAUCGUUUUUGGAACUAUAUAAUCAAAGGAAUAUUUGGCACACUGGCUAUGAUGAUAUUUUUUCCGUUAGCCUGCCUUUUAUCGAGUUUUAUGAGUUUAAUAGUCGCUUUGACAGGUCCAAUAUGGAUGCCGCUAGUAACAUUGUUGUUACACGUAUUCAAUGGCUUAAUUUAUGAUUUAGACUCUCCGGCUGAAUGGAAAAACAGAUAUUUUGUUAUAGCCGAAGCAUUGGUUUGGAAUAUAGCUUUACAGGGUGUCGUUCAACCAUUGUUAGCUUGUGCUAUUGCAUUUGUAUUUUGUCCAGUUACUACAAUUGUUUUGUUUAUAGGAGCUCUUUUGAGAUAUUGGUUCCGUUUGGGUUGGGACAGUGUAAUUUUUCAUCUAGUGAUUAAAAAACGUGGCAGAGUGCCUGCAUGUGACAGCUUUAUUGUUAAGCGUGUUGCCGGCCCUGGUAUGGCUACCAAUUAUUAUUUUCAAAUUCGCCCUGAACAAGCAUUGGCCGCGUUAGAAGCGAAAAUGGAGUUGGACGAGUUGAAUGUCUAUCAGCAUCUCAUGGAGCAAAAAAUUCAUCAACCACAAAAAGACUUUGCACGAUUUGUUGAAGUAUGUUUUGGACCAUUUAGUGCACAUUUAGCUAAAAACGGAGCUUACCGGUUGUUAGAAAAAGAAUCUCAAGAUUUAUCCAUGACUCUUCAAGAUAAAUUAGAAAGACGAUUGCGCGAGCUUCAGACUGGCCUAUCAGCUAACUUGAAAUCAAAAAUUAGACUCACAUCAAUGGAUCUUAAAGUAACUAUUGCACUAGCAUCGAAAAUGUUAGAAGGCUGGUAUCCACAACAUGUGAUUAACAAAUUAUCGAUAAGCGAGGAAGAGUUUUGGGAAUCUAAAGGACUGUCUAUAAAUGACUGGUCAUCACUCGCCAUUGUAUUCUUUACUGAUAUAUUUAGUUUAGAUUUUUUCACACCUUUGGACGACGCAGACACUAAAUUUAAAUUAGAAACUGAUCAUAAUGUAGAUCUAUCACGAUUUUCUAAUGCAAUUCGUAAUACUGAUAUUCAUGAUCAUAAUUCGGAUAUGCUGGGACCAUUGUAUUCUACACGAGGGAACAUACAAAUACAAUCACCAUAUUUGGAAGUCACCGUGUUUAAUCCUCGCUCAAAAUUAUUGCAUUGUAAAUUUAAGAAAUUAGACAAUACUCGGAAUAGCAUUUCUUAUACAAUGUUGUUAGGUGGACGUUUCAAAUCAAAUGCUCACAAACGCAAAUCAUUUUCAAAUUCGAAUUCUACAGGCUCGCACAAAACAAAGCCAUAUCGGCCGUGGAAACGAAUUCAUCAAUCUUAUAUGGCGGAUAAACUAUGCAUACCGCUACCUGUACCUCAUCCUGCUCAUAUAGCACUGAUAAUUUACAACAGGGAUUCAGAAAAUCCCAUUUCCUUAGAGUCAGAAAACUGCAUUUCAAUUCUACGAGCCUUAGAAGAACGAUCUGCUGAUCAUACUCUAGCCGAAUACAUUCCGGCCAGUAGUUUUGAUAGCACAGAAUCUCAUAGUUCACUAACGUCGGCCAGUAUCGAGCCCGAAGAACAAAUUGUCAAUCCUUACAAUUGGCAACGUGACGAUUGGAUGUUACGAGCUGAACAAACUGGAGCAAUACGCGUAGAGUUGGCGUCACCAGAAGAUCUAAGUUUAGAUUCAGAAUCUACACGCGUUGUAUUCGGUACAUUAGGAACUACAGUAUGACUGAACUAGAAUUAGUUUCGAUACAUCCAUGGCGAAUGAACAAUAUUAAGUUUUUGAUAGUAAAAAAUAAACACCAAUAGAAGGUUAUUGUAAAGUUUAACACUCUAAUCAACUAAUCAUAGGAAAAUUGUUAUAGUAAUUUAUAGUAAUUGACAAACGAUAAUCUCCUCAUUAUGUAUACUGUUUGCAAAUUUUGUGUGUAUUCAAUACUACGCUACUAUUUACUUUCAUUAUACUUUACUCUAGUCACCAGAUUUUUAUAUCAUCUAUUUUUCUUUUUAAUAAUUUUCUUAUUUUUUAGACCUUUUAAAUGAGUAUCGAUGUAAUUAUUUGUCUUCUGUUAUUUUUCAUAUUAUAAUUUUGUAUGAUUUUCUCAUCUUCUAUUUUACUUUUCUUGUUAUUUUUAUGUUUGUGCCAAAGAUCUAAUUAUUUAGGUUGUAUAUUAUCUAAGAUGAGGUAUAUAAAACAAAAUAUGUUUAUUUCUAUUAGUUCCAAACUACAUUUCACAGUACUUAAAUGUUAAUUUUUUAUAAAAAUGUGUAUACUUUACUAAUACUGCUUACUACAUUAGUUACUAAAUAUAUAAUAUUCCUAUUUAUAAUUAUCUACGAGUAACAUAAAAUAAACUAAUUUUUAUUAAAAUGUUUAAUUUUUUUAAAUUUU
Adelges cooleyi (spruce gall adelgid) is the source of this 5082-nucleotide messenger RNA. RefSeq lists its product as uncharacterized. The record is from RefSeq and is a predicted model, not a curated record. Lineage: Eukaryota; Metazoa; Arthropoda; Insecta; Hemiptera; Adelgidae. The coding region runs from base 688 to 4419 and encodes 1243 amino acids. The transcript has 23 exons.